This is a messenger RNA of Spodoptera litura, 1436 nucleotides long. The record is from RefSeq and is a predicted model, not a curated record. Lineage: Eukaryota; Metazoa; Arthropoda; Insecta; Lepidoptera; Noctuidae.
ACGUGCGUGUUGUUCGUCGUUCUUUUAUUAAUUCGUCACAUUUUACCAAUUGAAAAUUAACAAGUGUCAGCUGCAAAGAUGUCUAUGGAACACAAGUGCUAUUGCCGAGGUGAUGAUGGCAAUGGCAUCGACCUUGAGAAGCCUGAACACCUGUUGCCCAUGAUGAGGCCAUUCUCUAUGAGUUUCAACAAGAUGCCUCUCCAGCUGACCAAACCCGCUCCCCAGUUCAAGACCACCGCUGUCGUCAACGGCGAGUUCAAGGACAUCGCUCUCUCCGACUACAAGGGCAAAUACGUAGUACUGUUCUUCUACCCAUUGGACUUGGAGGCCCACAUCACCGCAGAAGUGAAAGAAGAGAUCUCGAAAGCAGUCACUGUGCCCUCUCCGUCUUUUCUGCAAAUGAUUCAGAAAGCCGUAUGUUCGUGUCAGCGAACUCCCAACGAGGGUCCUAAUGACCAUGACCAAGGCACGAGGGACACUAGCCAUGAGAAACAGAAUGGCACUUUUGUAUGCCCCACCGAAAUCAUUGCGUUCUCCGAGCGCGCUGAUGACUUCCGCAAGAUUGGCUGCGAGGUCAUCGGUGCCUCCACCGACUCCCACUUCACACAUCUCGCCUGGAUCAACACCCCACGUAAACAAGGUGGUCUCGGUCCCAUGAACAUUCCCCUGAUCAGUGACAAGUCACACCGCAUCGCCCGCGACUACGGAGUGCUGAACGAGGAGACCGGCAUCCCAUUCAGAGGCCUGUUCGUCAUUGACGACAAGCAGAACCUUAGGCAGAUCACCGUCAACGACUUGCCUGUUGGCCGAUCUGUGGAGGAGACCCUUCGUCUGGUGCAAGCAUUCCAGUACACAGACAAGCACGGAGAGGUGUGCCCCGCCAACUGGCAGCCUGGCUCCAAGACCAUCAAGCCCGACACCAAGGCUGCCCAGGAAUACUUCAUCGACGCCAACUAAACACUCUCUACACAACACCACGUAGGCGCGGCUGAACGUUGAUAUCCCUCGCUAGUUCGAGCACCAACCAAAAGAUGCCGCUUUUAUAAAAAUCGUAUAACUUUUGGUCCAACAUAUCGAAAUUCAGCCGCAAAUAAAUUAGUUCUCUUAUCAACGGAAAUUGCAUUUAUGAUGUUCAUCAUGCCUGUUCAUAGUCGUAAGUGCAAUUUUCGCUCUAGCACACUGAAUGCCGAAAAUUGGAGUUGAGAAGUAAUCUGAAUCUCAGCGAUAGGCCUGUUCAUCUUCCUGUCCCUAUUAAAAUACCAUCAAAUAAUUAAAGGACAGGUAUAACAGGUGCAAACUCCCAUUUUCCCUUACAGUUGGACAAUAAAAUGAAGGUCACUAAGGUGCUUAGUACCUCAUACGCAAUCAGUAUUCAACGGAGAUCCUAUGAUAUUGUACUCUACAAUCGAGGCUGUAAUAAAAGCUAAUGUACUAAA